Cladophialophora yegresii CBS 114405 is the source of this 2310-nucleotide messenger RNA. RefSeq lists its product as uncharacterized. NCBI's taxonomy places the organism in Eukaryota, Fungi, Ascomycota, Eurotiomycetes, Chaetothyriales, Herpotrichiellaceae. Gene Ontology annotation, cellular component: exocyst. The transcript has a single exon. Bases 1 to 2310 code for a protein of 769 amino acids. The record is from RefSeq and is a predicted model, not a curated record. Gene Ontology annotation, molecular function: SNARE binding. Gene Ontology annotation, biological process: exocytosis; exocyst localization.
AUGGCCACCAGGAUCAGCGCGAAUGGCACAGUGGGCAUGCCGCGCAUCCAAGACGUCCUUCGCACCCCAGAGGACCUCGAGAAGAUCGCAAGCUUAAAGGCCGAAAUCAACCGCAAAAAGGCCGACGUGGACGCCAGACUAAGAGAAGGGUUACAAGAUCAUUUGGACACUACGCACAAUGGCAUGUCAACACUGUCUGAGGGCCAAAAGCUGGUCGGACAGAUCAAAGAAGAGAUGAAGACUAUCUACGACCUCUGCGAGCAGGCUCAGGCGAUUCGUAGGAAUUUCCCUCAAUUGGACUACCUGGCCAAAGUCCAUCGCAAUUUUGAGGCGACCCGCGCAAUGCAGGCUGGCUUGCAGACGUUCGCCGACGACUGUUACCAGGUUCAGAGACUGCUAGAGGACGACGAGAACGACCUGUAUCAGCAGCCGCAUCUUCUCGAUGCUUACAUGCGAGUGACUCGCCUGCGGGACUUCCGAGACGAAGCUCUGGAUCAGAUCCGCAGAGCCAGAGACACGAGCCUGGAAGGGGAUCUGCUCAACCUCUUCGAACAGCUUGAUGAUGUGAUCGAUGCAUUCGAUGACCAUCUCGGCUUCAUCUGCAUGAACCUCAUUGACAUCAUUCAACGGACUGAUGACCCCGGCAUUAUCGUCCGCCUCGCUAUCGUGCUUGCCUCCGAAGAGAGAAACGACGACCGGGUCAGAGCCCUGCAGGAUGCUCAAAAGGACCACCAAGACCUGGUCAGCAAAUUCACAUCAUUCAACAUUGGUCCCAAGCACAUUCGAGGGUACAAAGACAAAUUCAUCAAAGCCAUUGAGCAGGUUGCCGGAGACAAAUUCCACAAAGCCAAGCAGGAGUUUCAAGAGGAUCCUUCCAAGCUCAAAAACCAGACCAAAUGGUUUGGUGAAGAUCUUAACGCGGUCAAGCGAGGAAUGCAGAACCUCUUCCCCAGAAAAUGGAAGAUUUUCAACACAUAUGUGGAUAUCUAUCACAGGCAGAUGCAUGAUUUCCUCAUCUCUUUUGUAGAUGCUGAAGACCUCCGGCCGCCGCAGAUGCUGGCCAUUGUCCAUUUCGUGGAGGAGUACUACCGGAGAAUGAAGAAAUUAGGCGUACCGGAAUCCCAGCUGAAGCCACAUGUGCUCGACUCGCGAGAAGGCGAGCUCAUCCGCGAUUACAGAAACGUCAUCACGAAAGCCUUGAAUUCUUGGAUCGACAGGAUGUAUGUGACCGACAGGAAGAACUUCAUGUCGCGAGCGCCGGACGCUAUCGAGCCAGACUCAGAUGGGCAUUUGAGAUCAAAGACACUUGGCGAUAUGUGGCGGAUGCUGCACGAACAAGCCGAAGCAGCGGGCGACUCCGAGCGCGAGGACGUCGUCGAAGGCGUCAUGAGCGCCAUGUUCAGUGCACUGAAGUCUAGGCAACAGCAGUGGGAGACACUGAUCGACGAGGAAGUGGAGCGAUACAAGAACCCGACGUCAGAACAGCUUGAAACUCUACAGCAACUUCAAGAUUGGCUCCUGGCCAUCGCAAACGAUCAGAUUGCCUGCGUAGAUGACGCUGCAGGCGAUGUGCUAGACGACCCCACCGCACAGAAGGGUUACUUGACACGGUUCAGAGAGGAUUUUGUCAAGCUUCCUACCCCUCCAUCUGCCAAAUUCAUGUCUACCAAUGGCACGACGGAAUUGGAUGCUCUCCGGGAUGGUUACGUCGACUUGGCUACUCACUGCAUCAAUCGCUUCGUGCAGCUGAUUUUCAGAGUCGAUUUCCGCACAAUCAUGACAGAACUAUUCGUACCGGGCAAGUGGUACGAACAAUCUGCAAUGCAAAGAAUCACUACGACCUUCGACGACUACGUCGGAGACUACAACUCGGUGCUCCAUCCAUCCCUGAUGGACAUUCUGAUCGAGGAGCUGUCCGAUGCUCUACUGGUGGGCUAUCUUACUUCACUCCGCACCAAUCGUGGCGUGAAGUUCAGAAGGGGUGAACCAUUUGCCGCCAAGUUCAGAGACGACGUACUUGCCGCAUUCGCCUUCUUCGAGAAAUACCCUGACAGCUUCAACGAGACCAUCAAACCUAAAUGGAAAGCUGUGAACUAUACGGUGCAACUGGUCGAAAGCGACAAGAAUGAAGUCGUGCCGAAAUACGAGCAGUUCAAACGGGACUUCUGGGAUCUGCAAUUGAGCUGGGUGGAGGCUGUGUUAAAGACUCGUGACGACUGGGACCGUGGCAUGAUCACAGCUGUCAAACGAGCAGCAGCGAGCACAUACGCUGAACGCGGCUUGGAUACUGUCAUGGGCAAAGUCAAGUGA